Metopolophium dirhodum (rose-grain aphid) is the source of this 2933-nucleotide messenger RNA. Its product is annotated as acyl-CoA:lysophosphatidylglycerol acyltransferase 1-like. Bases 618 to 1751 code for a protein of 377 amino acids. The transcript has 7 exons. NCBI's taxonomy places the organism in Eukaryota, Metazoa, Arthropoda, Insecta, Hemiptera, Aphididae. Gene Ontology annotation, molecular function: acyltransferase activity. Gene Ontology annotation, cellular component: endomembrane system. The record is from RefSeq and is a predicted model, not a curated record.
GGUGUCAGUUUGUUAAAUGUUAAAUUGUUAACGUUAAGGUCAUUUAUUUUCGUCUGCACGGUAGUCCGUAAUGUUGUAGUACCUAUAUAUUAUUAUAUUUUAUAUAGAUAAUACAGCUAUAUAGUAUUUUUGAUACUCACUACUCAGUGAUCUCCACUCGUUGAUAAAAACGUACGUCAUUCCGCAUUCGUCAGUGGUCGGUCCAGUCGUUCGUAUAGUAAAUUACACCCGAAGGUGCUCUUAUCGUCUAAAGUGUCGAAACAACCCCUACGACACGAGGCCGCUUGAACGGAAAAACGUAUCCCGAACAACACGUUAUCCGGCACGCGCACCCACCCCGCUCGUCGUACCUCCCACUCAAAGUCUACAGACGGUACGAAAAACGAUGUGAGCUGCGGCCGUCGGCGAGCCAAUUUUUCGACCGUUGGGCGGUAGUGCCUACUGCCUCUCCCCUCGCACGAGUUCGCGCACUCGUCCGAUGCCCGUUGUUGCGACUUUUUAUUUCGUUUAUUUAAUAUAACAAUAUUUUACAAGGAACCGACGUGUGUGUCUUCUGCAGUUAACAUUGAACGUUCCAUUUUCACAUAUUGAAAUUUUUUUCGUAUGGUGUAAUCGACAUGAAAACCGACUUAACCAUAGAGAUGCCAGACGGACGGUUAAAACAAUUUGGUUACAGAGCUACUGUAACAUGCAAAGUUAUCAUCCGCAUAUUGUUUGUACUUAUUAACAACAUCUAUUGUAUACCAACAUAUUGUGUUUGGAUGAUUAUAUUUUUCCCUUUGCGGAAGAUUCACCCAAAUCUAUAUUGGAAACUUGAAGGCUUAUUUUUCCAUUGGCUAUUAGCAAUGGUUUCUAUGUGGUCUUGGUCAGCUGGUUAUGACAUUGUUGAAAUGGGUGAUGAUAUUAGGUUAUGUUUGAAUGAUCGUACACUAGUGUUAGUUAAUCACCAAUCUACAGCAGAUGUGCCAAUGCUAAUGACAAAUUUUAAUUCCAAGGCCGGUGUGUUGCCCAAUAUUAUGUGGAUCAUGGACAGGAUAUUCAAGUUUACUAAUUUUGGUAUUGUUUCUAUUAUACAUCAAGAUUUUUUUAUCUUAUCAGGUAAAGAUCAGAGAGAACAAGCUGUUAAAGAAUUAAGAACUCACAUUCGUGGAUCAUAUUUGCCUCGUCAGCGAAAAUUAAUUAUUUUAUUUCCAGAAGGUGGAUUUUUAAGAAAAAGACGAGAAGCUAGUCAAAGGUAUGCACAGAAAAACAAUUUACCUUUACUAGAACAUGUUACGUUACCAAGAUUAGGAGCUUUUUCAGCAAUCAUUGAUGAACUUUCACCAAAACAAACAAAAUAUGGUGGUGUGACAAACAAUAAUACUGAAUUCAAUGAAAAUACUGACAAAUUAGCGUGGAUUUUGGAUGUAACAGUUGCAUACUCCGAAGGAAGACCGUUGGAUUUACCUACUAUUAUUAUGGGUCAGAGAAGAGCUUGCCGUACACAUAUGUACUACAGAUUAUUUCCCAGUUCACUUGUUCCUAGAGAACAAGAAGAAAUGACUAAAUGGUUAUUUGAUCGCUGGGAAGAAAAAGAACGUAUCCUAGAGACAUUCUAUUCCACUGGUGAAUUCCCCAGUCAUAAAGGAUCACGUCAAUCAGCUGUUAUCCAACAGGAUUGCGUACGGUUCCUUAUAUUACAUCUAUUUUUUAUUGCAUCGUCAUAUGCCCACUACAGAAUUAUUCAUUAUUUGAUUGGAUUAGUAUGGUAAACUUGAAGAAACUAGAAAAAAAAUAACAAACAAAGAGAGGAAGAACGAACAUUAUUUAUGUGGAGUUUUUCUGUAUACAUAUAUUUAUUUUAUAUAUGUAUAUACUAUAAACUUAUAUAACAGCUGGUAAUAAAACCAAUGAAUAAAUGUGAUUGAACUCUAGGUUGUUGUAAAAAAUACAAAAUAAACAUUUUUAUAAAUAACAUUAACAUCUAAAGAUAUCACUUACAAAAUAACUUAACUAAAAAGCACGAACGAGUUUAGUAACUGUGAUUUACUUUUAUAUGUUUCAUAUUUAAAUUAUUAUAUGAACAUCGGUGUUUAUUUUGUUUUCUUCUAACUAUUGAUUUAAUUUUGUUUUUUUUUUUUGUAAAUAUCAAUAUUGUAAUUUUAAGAAUCAUCAUUUUAUUAUUGUUCUUUUCUUUUUCUUAUAUAUAUAUAUAUUUAAUAUAAUAUACAUAUUUAUAUUUAUAGGCUCUGUAUUUUAAUGUAAAGUAUGAUUUACUAAUACAUUUGUAUUUUAUUUUGAGAUGAACCUUAUGACAUAUUGUGCUUGUGAUUUGAGGAUCAAUAUUAAUCAGGCCUCUGAACCUAUAGGUUUGAUGAUUAUAUCUUGCACCUGAAAUAAAUUGUUUUAACUGUUAAACUAUAAAAAAACUUGUAUAUUAUUAAUAUUUAUUAUUUUCCAAUAUAUGACAAUUUUGGAAAAUAAUUCUCCAAGGUUAGCAUUUAUUUUGAAGAUAAAUUAAAGCUUUGUAUUUAUUUUAAUGCGUUAAAUGUUUUUGUAUGCCAACUAAUGUGUGCAAGAUAUCAUGUUAAUUAUUAGUCUUCUGUGUUGUGACUGUGAUAACAUUUAUAUAAUAUAUUAUAUUAUAUUUUAUAGUAUACGAUUUAUUCUUGUAUUGUUAUACAUUUUCACUUUAAAUUUACAUUUUACUUAACUAAAAUCAAUCACUGUACAGAAGACAUUUGUAGAUUGUAAUCAUCCAUUUGUUUUAUUGUUUUCUUGACAUUAUGACAUAUUAUUUUGUGAAUCAUUUUUAUUUUUUAUAAUUUUGUGGAUAUAUUAUAUAUAUACAUAUAUAUGUGUGUGUAUAUUAUACUUCCUCUUAAACACCAUUUUAUACUGUUUUUUUUUAUUAUUAUUAUUUAUUAAAACAAACGUUAUUUCUUUUACUAUAA